Lolium rigidum is the source of this 914-nucleotide messenger RNA. RefSeq lists its product as uncharacterized. The record is from RefSeq and is a predicted model, not a curated record. Lineage: Eukaryota; Viridiplantae; Streptophyta; Magnoliopsida; Poales; Poaceae. The transcript has 6 exons. The coding region runs from base 87 to 698 and encodes 203 amino acids.
CUACUCCACGAGCUAAUCGAUUCGACCUCUGGUUCCUUUCCUGCCCUUCGCCCAAACUACACUUCUACUCUUCGAAUCGAUCAUCCAUGGCGACGCUCGCCUUGCCGCCUACCGCCGCCGCCACCCUGCCCACCGCGCCGGAGGACCCAAACGCGAGCGAGAAGGCUGAUUUCGAUGUCUCCGCUGCGGAUCAGAGUGACAUCGACUCCGGGUGGGUUUUUCUCGGGGAAUCAGAUGUAGUUCCGGCGGAUACGGCCGCCGCUGCCGCUGCGGGCCGUCGACGCCUUGGCUUCACGCCGCUGCCGAUGUUACCUAUCUGGGUGCAGAUGGUGCUUGGAGGCGUGGUCUACACGGCCGUGCCAUUCUACAAGAGGGCCAGGCAGAUUGAAGACAAGGUGAUACAAAACGUGGAAACUGCUUUGAAGGUUUUGGAGCAUGCUGCCGAGGUGACCGAGAAGCUAGCUGCUAAUGUGGCUAGUUCCUUACCAGAGGAUGGAUCCCUGCACAAGGUGGCCGAGGAGAUUGAGUACAUUGCUGAGGUAGUGGAUAAGGAUGCACAGAAGGUUGAAGUCAUCAUUAAGAAGAUUGAAACGAUCAGCGACCAGAUCGACGCGGCAGUGGAGCCUGUCAUCGAAGAACUCGAGAAGGACUUCAAGCCAACCACAGCGUCCGACGCGGGAUCAGAUGCACAGGAAUGACCCUCGAUUGUUCCCUGUUGUAAAUAUUGUUGUUUGUAUUGUUUCCUUAGUUCUCAAUGCCAACGUGUAAAUAUGUUCGUUGUGCCCUAUGAACUAGAUGUACACCAUGGUUAUAGCAAGAUAUUGUAAAUGUGCUGGCUGCUGGGUGCUCGAAUCUGAAGCAUCCUGGACCCUAAUAAGAACACCAUAUCUGAAGAAUGGAUAUGUAUCUGCGUA